Ogataea parapolymorpha DL-1 is the source of this 2700-nucleotide messenger RNA. RefSeq names its product Alpha-glucosidase. Gene Ontology annotation, cellular component: glucosidase II complex. Lineage: Eukaryota; Fungi; Ascomycota; Pichiomycetes; Pichiales; Pichiaceae. The coding region runs from base 1 to 2700 and encodes 899 amino acids. Gene Ontology annotation, biological process: carbohydrate metabolic process; N-glycan processing. The transcript has a single exon. The record is from RefSeq and is a predicted model, not a curated record. Gene Ontology annotation, molecular function: carbohydrate binding; alpha-glucosidase activity.
AUGCAUUGGACCCCUUUCAUAUUAAUCUGGCUGUCUUUGCUACCUGUGGAGGCAGUGAAGUCGUUCCUGUUCAAGAAAUGCAGCGAAUCAGGAUUUUGUUCCAGAAACAGACAUUUCGCUACGGAGGUCGAAAAGCUGGGAACGGAGUAUGACUCAAGGUACUCCAUCGAUCUGGAGUCGCUUAAGGUCGACCCUUCUGCCGGAAAUUUACAUGCCACACUGCUUAAGAUGCUCAAUGAUGGAUCAUUCGUGUCAUUGGAUAUGAACAUUAGCGUUCUGGAAGACGACAAUCUGAGAUUACAGAUCGACGAGGCGGACAGAAAGCCAGUUGUCGACCAUGUGGCCAGCCGUCGGUUUAAUGAGACGGCCAAAUGGGCGUUGGCAGGUCAACCUCGUCUGCAAUCAUUCAGGCAUUCCGUGGACUCGGAAAAAAUCACUCUUGAAUUUCACGCAUACCGUGUUGAGAUUGAGCUUCACCCCUUCAAGAUUACGUUUUUGCGUGAUGAGAAAGCUCAAUUGGUCCUCAAUGACCGAAAUUUCUUGAACAUCGAGCACUACAGAACAAAAGAGCAGGAAAACGCAGAUAAUUCUAUUCAUGUUUCUCCUGAGGAGUCUACUUUUGAUGCCUACACAGACAGUUUCAAAGAUUCUCGAGACGAUAAGCUGCCGUUGGGCCCAGAAUCUGUGGCGUUGGAUGUCUCUUUCCUUGGCGCCAAAGCUGUUUACGGUAUUCCAGAGCAUGCGGACUCUUUUGCACUCAAAGAUACGACCGACACAGAUCCUUACAGGCUGUACAAUGUGGAUAUUUUCGAGUACGAAACACAAAGCAAAUACCCAAUGUACGGCUCAAUUCCGUUCAUGAUUGGACUCGGCGAGACCGGAAGCGCUGGAGUGUUCUGGCUGAAUAGCGCAGACACCAACAUUGACAUCAAGAAAUCUGCGAGCCAAAUCCAGACUCACUGGAUAUCGGAAAGCGGAAUUUUGGAUAUUGUCCUCUUUGCUAAAAAGACUCCAACCCAGGUUGUGCAGUCGUACAGCAAACUCACAGGUCACUCAGCCCUGCCAAACAUUUUCUCUCUUGGAUAUCACCAGUGCCGGUGGAACUAUAAUGACGAAGAGGAUGUUCUGGACAUCACCGCAAAAUUCGACGAGUCGUUAAUUCCAUUUGAUGCUAUUUGGUUGGAUAUCGAGUACACCGACGACAAGAAAUAUUUCACGUGGAAAAAAGAGUUAUUCCCAGACCCUGAGCGCAUGAUGGGCAAAUUGGGCGAGACAGGACGAACCUUGAUUGUGAUUAUUGACCCUCAUCUCAAAGUUGGCUACGAUGUUAGCGACGCGGUUGUUGACAAAAAACUGGGUAUCCGCAAAAACGACGGCUCGGAGUUGUACCACGGACACUCGUGGCCAGGUGAGUCUGUGUGGAUCGAUGGCAUGAACCCGGCUGCACAGCCGUUUUGGGAUAGCUUGUUUGCCAAUGGGUCGCGCCUGCUUGGGUCUGCUACCAAUGCUCAUCUUUGGAAUGACAUGAACGAACCGUCAAUUUUCAACGGCCCAGAAACUACUGCUCCUCGAGACCUGAUCCAUUACGGUGACUGGGAGCACCGCUCGGUCCAUAAUGUGUGGGGCCUUACUUUCCACGAGAUGACAUACAAUGCUCUGAUAAAACGCAACCCUGACCAGCGGCCAUUCAUUUUAACCAGAUCGUUCUACGCGGGCUCCCAGCGCACGGCUGCCAUGUGGACAGGAGAUAAUAUGGCCAAAUGGGAAUACAUGCGCGAGAGUAUUCCCAUGGUGCUCACUAUGAACGCCGUGGGCUUUCCGUUUGCAGGGGCAGACAUUGCAGGAUUUUUCGGUAACCCCGAUAAAGAAAUGCAAGUCAGAUGGUAUCAAACCGGCAUCUGGUAUCCAUUUUUCCGUGCCCAUGCUCACAUUGACUCGCGCAGACGGGAACCAUGGGUUGCUGGCGAGCCAUAUACGGGUAUGAUGCGAGAAGCAAUCAAACUAAGAUAUAGACUGCUACCAUUGUUCUAUACACAGUUCUACAAGCAUUCUGUCUCUGGAACUCCCGUGGUUAGUUCUCUCGCAUUUGACAGUCCUGAGAACGCAAACGUGUAUACCAUUGACGACCAGUUCUUUGUUGGGCCGCUGCUGGUAAAACCUGUCACCAGCCCAGACACACAUUCCGUGAGAUUGUACCUGCCGGACGACAAGCCAUACUACGAUUUUGUGUCCUUUGAGAAAAUCAGUGGUGAGGGCUUCCACGAGGUGGAAGCUCCGCUGGAAAAGGUUCCGGUAUUCCUUCGUGGGGGCUCGAUUUUGCCUUCUAAGGAACGGUACAGACGCUCGUCCAGACUGAUGAAAAAUGAUCCAUACACGUUGUAUAUUGCUGCAGACGAGGGCAGAGCCACAGGAGAGCUAUAUAUUGACGAUGGCGAAACAUUUGCCUAUCAGAGGGGAGAACAGGUGUUUGCCAGGUUUGAGCUGGACGGAGGCAAGCUAACAUCCACCGUUGAAAGCACGUACGAAACGGGCGUGAGGAUCGAGCGAAUCGUUAUUCUAGGCGGUCCCCAGGCCACGGCAGCCACUGUCGAGCAGGACGGGCAAAAGUGGACGGCUGAGGUUGUUGACCAGGGAACUCACGUAGUGGUGAGGAACCCUAAGCCUCUUGUUGCCAAGAACUGGACCAUUUCUCUAUAUUAG